CUAUACAACACGUUGGCUAAGUCGUGUCCAGUUUGUUGUGUCAACUUACUGACCAUGACGGAAGAACCAAUCCCACGUCAGAUGAAGGCGUUAUUAAAGCGAGAACCAGUGCCUUCUUUUACCCUAGAAACAAUCGAUGUCCCGGUUGAUCUGAUAGACGAUGAGGUCCUUAUUCGGGUGGAAUUUGCUGGGAUAUGUGGUUCGGACAUCAAAGUGUGUAACUGGACUCCACAGGCAGCUACAGUGAACAACCUGCCUCUAAUACUGGGGCACGAAUGCGCUGGAGUAGUGGUUAAGACUGGGCCUAAGGCUUCACUGGCCGUUGGUCAACGUGUCUGUGUGGAGAGCCACCUGUUUUGUGGAUGCUGCUACGUGUGCGAGCACGGUGCAAGAGAGAUAUGUCCCAAUAUGGCGCAGUUUGGACACGGCAAGGGUUCCAUAUACGGAGGGUGUGCAGAGUAUACCAAAGUGGCGGACAAGUUCUGUUACCCUCUAAAAACCUCUAUUGGUGCACGUGAGGCAGUUCUCCUCGAGCCAUUGGGCGUUGUCCACAAUGGACUCAGUAGACUGGACAUUAAGGACGAGGACAUUUUGAUCACUGGAUGUGGAACCAUUGGUCUGCUCGCUAUCAGUGUGGCUAAGGUUUUAGGGGCCAAAAGAAUCAUUGCAAUGGACAUUAAGGACGACAAACUGGAAAUGGCCAAGAAAAUGGGCGCUGAUGACGUCAUCAAUUCUAGUGUAGUUGAUGUCCAUGAUGUCAUCAUGGACAUGACUCAAAAAUAUGGUGUUGGGAGGAUAUGUGAGUGCACUGGGGUACCAGCGGUCGUCAAUAAAAUAUUUCAUCUAUUAAGACCAGCGGGGAAGGUCACCUUGAUAGGAAUGCCAAAAGAGGCCGUCCACAUUGAAAAACCCAUGACAACCAUUAUGUAUAGAGCACUCCAAGUAAACACUGUGUUUGGACGAAGAAUUUGGAACAGCUGGGUGGAAAGUGAGCGUCUGGUAGCGGAAGGGAAGGUCGACGUUAACGCCGUCAUUACCCACCAAAUGCCAAUGACGCAAUAUGAGGACGCCUUUAAGGCGCUCAUGGGUGGAGACGCGUGUAAAAUUCUUAUGGAACCCGGCAAAUGA
This is a messenger RNA of Lingula anatina, 1128 nucleotides long. RefSeq lists its product as uncharacterized. NCBI's taxonomy places the organism in Eukaryota, Metazoa, Brachiopoda, Lingulata, Lingulida, Lingulidae. Gene Ontology annotation, molecular function: zinc ion binding; oxidoreductase activity. The record is from RefSeq and is a predicted model, not a curated record.